Messenger RNA from Hymenoscyphus albidus, 2853 nucleotides. Lineage: Eukaryota; Fungi; Ascomycota; Leotiomycetes; Helotiales; Helotiaceae. The record is from the annotation of a GenBank genome assembly.
UGACAGCAGGCGUAAAGAGCAAGUUGAAGUCAACCAGUCAACCCUUCAACCCUUCAACCCUUCAACCCUUCAACCCUUCAACCCUUCCACCCUUUUGGUGUGGCAGCCCGGUCGUCAGUUCAGCUUCAGAAACUCAGCACAUCGUCAUUGUUCUAGCGCCCUUUUGGUCCUUUGAGCACCUGCGAAUCAACCCUGCGCGCUGCUUACACAUUCUGCUCUACUGCCCUACUGCCCUACUCUCCUACCCUACCCUCCUACCCUCCUACCCUCCUAUUCCUACCCUACCUCUCUCUUCACUACCUCCCACAUCCCACCUCCCCUCUUACCCAACGACACCUGGUCCUCGAGCUUAUCAUCUUUCCAUCUCAGACUAACCUUAACCGACCAUAUCCAGACUCCAGAAGGAGCUCCCAAAAAAAUGUAUGUACGGAGUAUAUACUUUCCCACUUCCCUUGUCACGCUUCGCCUCCCCCUCCCACUCCCCUCCCCCCUCCUACCUUGAGCCUGCCGCGGAAUGUGGUAUCCACCUCGCUCCUUCCAUCAACCCAGCCCCUCCUUCUCUCCAAAAUGAGAUUUCUCGACGUUUGGACACUGCCACCUACAGAACACCCGACUAACAAUUCUCAAGGAGUCUCUCUCAGUCAAUAAAGAAUCUGAUUAGCAAACACGGUAUGUACCACCUCUGUUCCACUGCCAUCAUUAUAUCAUAUCAGGAAGAAUAGCCCCGCCAAUGAUAUUCCUGGUACCACCGAUCUCAACUAUUGUACGCCCCGCUGAUGAGUCCCUCUCCAGGCAAACAUAAUCGACAACAGGACGCCGAACCAACAACACAUGUUUCUCCCGUAAACGUUCAUCAAGGCCGGGCACCGGCACAAAACCACUACGCAAAUACCGACCCAAAUAUGGCAUAUCAGGCACCCGCCCCCCACGGAGACGCCUUUUCCAUGGCCGAUGGAGAUGGAAGACAUCGUGGUGCACAAGCCGCAAACGUAGCUGCGAAUGCCGCCGGACAGAAGCAGAAAGCCGAUAAGAAGGUCAACACGGAAGACCUGCGACGAAUGGUCGAAGAAGAAAAUGCCACCAAAGGAAAACUUCCACGAUACCCGGGUCUGGAACGAUGGGAAUUGAUCGAGAAGAUGGGUGAUGGGGCUUUCAGUAAUGUCUACAGAGCUCGGGAUUUGGAUGGCAAGGCGGGAGAAGUAGCGAUCAAGGUGGUCAGAAAGUUCGAAAUGAAUUCGAAUCAGGUAUGCAUAUCGGCAACAGCCCUGCAUUUCCUUUUGUUUAUGGUUUUUGAACAUUUGCCAACAUUGUCUGCGUGUAGGGAGAUGCGGCCCUUCAUCCGGAUUUCAAGAAGCAGCCCAAAGUCGUGGAGGUGCGCAAAAACAUUUUUUUCUUCUUAUACUGACCUCGAGUCACGAGUUUUAUCCAUUCUGGUCGAUUCUUCGGUGCUAACAUAUUUGAAAAUAGAGGGCGAACAUCCUGAAAGAAGUUCAGAUUAUGCGAAAUUUAGAUCAUCCUAAUAUUGUCAAGCUCGUCGACUUUUCCGAAUCGAAGCAGUACUACUAUAUUAUUCUGGAGCUAGCACCAGGUGGAGAACUAUUUCACCAAAUUGUGCGCCUCACGUAUUUCAGCGAGGACCUCUCCAGACAUGUCAUUACGCAAGUAGCCGAAGCAUUACGAUAUUUGCAUGAGGAUCAAGGCGUCGUUCACAGGUACGUAUUCCAAACUUGAAACUUGAACCAAUUCUGACGUCAUCGUAGAGAUAUUAAGCCUGAGAACAUACUGUUUUCGCCCAUCCCAAUUGUACCAACAAAGAACCCGAAACCAAAAUCCCAAGACGAUGAGGACAAGGUAGAUGAGGGUGAAUUCAUCAAGGGUGUCGGUGCUGGUGGGAUCGGUAAAAUCAAGAUUGCCGAUUUUGGAUUGAGUAAAAUUGUUUGGGACAAAUCCACGAUGACGCCAUGCGGGACAGUCGGUUACACAGCACCAGAAAUUGUAAAGGACGAGCGUUAUUCAAAGAGUGUCGACAUGUGGGCUAUGGGUUGCGUAUUAUACACGUUACUUUGCGGAUUUCCUCCAUUUUACGAUGAAAGCAUUCAAGUACUUACGGAAAAGGUUGCUAGAGGUCAAUAUACCUUUUUGUCACCAUGGUGGGAUGAUAUUUCCAAACCAGCUCAAGAUCUUGUCUCGCAUCUCCUCACUGUCGACCCUGUCAAGCGAUAUGACAUCAACCAAUUUCUAGCGCAUCCUUGGAUUCGAGGCACAGAGGAACCAACGUAUGCAGCACACGACGCACCACCUCUUGCCACACCCGCGGUCGAACGUGAGAGGCAAUUGGGUGGCAAUCCAGCAAGAGCUUUUGAUGCAGCUCUGCUUGAGUCUCCUGGUGCAGGCAAACGCAUGGAUUUCCGAAGUCCUGGCGCCGUUAACUUACGAGAAGUUUUCGAUGUUGGUUACGCUGUUCACAGGCAAGAAGAGGAAGCAAAGCGUCGAAAGAAUUUCAAACAAGGUUAUCGCGGUGCAGCAGCCAUGAACGGACUAAACCCGAUCGAUGACGAUGAUUUUGACGAGGAAGAGGAGAAUGAAGUGGAUGAUGCCAUUCCUUCCAAAUUACCCAAGGCCAAAGAUGCGGAUGUUCAUCAAGUCGCUCAAAGUCUGAAGAACACGAACCUUAACUCAGCGAAGCCAGCACAAAAGGGCUAUGGUCAACACAGUGCAGCAGUCGCAGCGGCAGCGAAGCAGCAGGUCAGAAACAGAAAGGGUGCUUUUGAAUUGAACCUCGAUGGGGCUACUUUGUUAGGUAGAAGAGGCAACAAGGGACCGAGUGGGUUGAGAACGAGUGCAGUUCCUGAG